AUGGUCUGGUACAAACAGACUGGGGUGCAGAUUCUCAACAUUGCGGUACAGAGUCCACUCAUGGAAGCCAUCAUUUCAUCUGAGUACAAUAAGUCACACUUGAAGCUAGAGAGGACUAAGACCAACAUUUCCUUCUCUAUUCUACAUGCUGCUAAAGACGACGGAGGACUUUACUUCUGUGGUGUAGUUCUGAUGAAAACCACUGAGUUUUCCACUGGAACCUUUUUAGCUGUGACAGGCAAUCCAGAAUUAACCAUAUCGGUGGUCCAAAGUCCAGUGUUGGGGAGGGUUCCCCCAGGAGAGUCGGUGUCUCUGCAGUGCACCGUCCUCUCUGAGAGGAGAACAGCAGAACUCCGAGUGCUCUGGUUCAGAGCUGCUGCAGGAGACUCCCAUCCUGAAAUCAUUUACACUCAUCACAACAGCAGCCAUCAGUGUGAGAUCAGCUCUUCUCCACACAGCUGUGUGUACAACCUCUCCAAGAGUGUCCUCAUCCUCUCUGAUACUCUAAGUGCUUACUACUGUGCUGUGGCCACCUGUGGUGAGAUCCUUCUUGGAAAUGGAACAACAUUGAGUCUGAUGAGACCUCAACAAGACACUUCAAAAAAGAAACCCACCAGUCAGGACCACGAUGUUGAGGAGCUGAAUUAUGCUGGCAAAAAAAUUCAGUGAGAGGAAAGCCAGACGAGGGCAGGAGAAGAGAGGACAGCCUGAACACAGCGUGUACUCUGAAGUGCUGUACUCGACUGUUACUGGCCACAAACUAGUUCAUUAGCUCUCUGUCACUCGUUCCCCAGGUACGCACAGUUUGGGGAAAUUCUGCCGCCCAUGUACAGCACACCAUUAGCAGCAUGUGAGGCCUCUCUGAAGGAGAGCUCUUAUAGGACAGUUUAGAAGAUGACACGAGGAGUUCAAAGUUCAAAGUUUAUUUGUCACAUACAGUCAUACACAGUAUAACUGGCAGUGAAAUGCUUUUUUGUGACUGC
Molecule: messenger RNA, 983 nt
Organism: Electrophorus electricus (electric eel)
Lineage: Eukaryota; Metazoa; Chordata; Actinopteri; Gymnotiformes; Gymnotidae
Source: RefSeq, a predicted model, not a curated record